Molecule: messenger RNA, 435 nt
Organism: Anisakis simplex (herring worm)
Lineage: Eukaryota; Metazoa; Nematoda; Chromadorea; Rhabditida; Anisakidae
Source: the annotation of a GenBank genome assembly
CAGUGCGCAGAAUUGCUCAUCGACAAUUUAGCUGCACACGGCGUUAAAAUUCUACGACGAUACAUUCCGGAAUCAGUGCAAAAGCAGUCGGUAAAUGGUCAAGAUCGUCUCACGAUAACAUAUCGUGAAACGAAUGGAACAAAAGUGAAGUCAGAUUCAUACGAUACCAUACUCUGGGCUAUUGGUCGGGAGCCGAGAUUAGCGUCGUUGAAUGUUGAAGGAGUGGGAAUUAGGUUGGCAGAUUCAGGUAAAGUGAUUGCGAACGAUCGUGACGAAACAUCCAUAAAGAACAUUUACGCGAUUGGGGAUAUUGCUGAAGUGCCCACAACCAUAUUCACUCCAGUCGAAUACGGAUGUGUCGGCAUAUCAGAGGAGAAUGCCAUCAAACGUUAUGGAGAGGAGAAUGUUGAGGUUUCUGAAGCAACCGAUGUUUAA